UGCUCCUGAGCUGCUGUGCCCGGCUGCCUGCUGCUCAUCUAUCAGGAGUUCCCUUGCGUGUCAGCGUCCGUGUAGAGCCGAUCAUGCCUGGCAUCCUGCUGGGGGACGAGUUCCCAAACUUCGAGGCGGACACCACCUCCGGGAGGAUCAAAUUUCACGAUUUUCUGGGCGACUCUUGGGGUAUCUUGUUCUCCCACCCGGCGGAUUUCACUCCUGUGUGCACCACCGAGCUCGCCCGCGCCGCCAAACUCCGCGAUGAGUUCAAGAAGCGAGGGGUGAAGAUGAUCGCCCUGUCCAUUGACAGCGUCGAGGAUCACAAAAGUUGGGGCAAGGAUGUGAUGGCGUACGCCGAUGAGGCCGGCAGCCCUCUGCCUUACCCCAUCAUCGCCGAUGACAAGCGAGUGCUGUCAGUCCAGCUGGGCAUGCUGGAUCCUGACGAGAGAGACAAGGAUGGACAACCCCUGACUGCUCGUUGUCUGUUUGUGAUCGGUCCGGACAAGAAGCUGAAGCUGUCCAUCCUCUACCCGGCCACCACAGGGAGGAACUUUGACGAGAUCCUCAGAGUUAUUGACUCUCUGCAGCUGACGGCACAGAAGAAGGUGGCCACACCCGUCGACUGGAAGCCUGGUGAGAAAGUCGUGGUUGUACCCUCACUCUCAGAUUCUGAAGCGACCACUCUCUUCCCCAAUGGAGUAACAACCAAAGAGAUGCCAUCUGGGAAGAAAUACCUGCGCUACACUCAGAUCUGAAGAUGGAGAAAUAAAAAUAUACCUUGCCCAUA
Molecule: messenger RNA, 781 nt
Organism: Fundulus heteroclitus (mummichog)
Lineage: Eukaryota; Metazoa; Chordata; Actinopteri; Cyprinodontiformes; Fundulidae
Gene: prdx6
Product: peroxiredoxin 6
Exons: 5
Coding region: 84-749 (221 amino acids)
Biological process (GO): cellular oxidant detoxification; cell redox homeostasis
Cellular component (GO): cytosol; mitochondrion
Molecular function (GO): peroxiredoxin activity
Source: RefSeq, a predicted model, not a curated record